ACCAUUUAGAACAUGACAUUUUGAGGUGCUCAGGGUCUGGCAUGCCCCAACCGGGGCCGAAUAACGAACUGUUAAAGCCGCCGUCCCCGCAGCGCCCAGGGCAGCGGCUCGAAUGCCUCGCCGGGACUGCAAGGGCCGCUAGGAGCGAGGCCGGCGUGGGCCGCUCUGGCCGACAGCUAGUCUCGGUAGCCCCUUCCCCCGCCCGCGGCCGCGGGUGGGAGAGCGAGGACGCCGCCAGCGCGCGUGCGCGCUCCUUCGGUGCAGCUAGUCUGCGUGCGUGAGUGGGAGGUGGCAGGUCUCUGACUCUGGCCUUCCCGGCUGACUCUUCCAGCGCGACGUCUCCAGCCAUGAACCGGUUUGGUACCCGGUUGGUGGGAGCCACCGCGACCUCGUCGCCGCCGCCGAAAGCCCGCAGUAACGAAAACCUCGACAAAAUCGAUAUGUCUUUGGAUGAUAUUAUCAAGUUGAAUCGAAAGGAAGGAAAGAAUCAGAAUUUUCUAAGACUAAAUAGAGAACUCCAGCAAACUAGUAUCCAGCAAUUCAAGAUGAGAGUAUGGUGGAGGAUCCGACAGAAUUCUGAAAUAACAUCCCAGCUAAUUUUACCAGAAGUGGAAAUAUAUUAAGCCAUCAAAAAGACACUCAUCAGGCAACUUUUCUUUUCAGAAGAAGGUUCAGGACCAGUUGAACACAGAACAACUGCUAGACGAUGCAGUAGCAAAGAGAACUUGUCAGUAAGUUUCAGUUUGUUUUUCAAGAUGUCAUUUUAAAAUUCACAGAACACCAGCUACUCCAUUUACCAUGUGCCCCUGUCUGAAAGAAAUUAAAUGAGACCCAAAAUGAAAUUAAGUCCAAAAUAAAUUGUAUUUUAUUUUCGUUUUUUCCCUCAAACACUUUUGAGUUUUGAGUUUUCAUAUGUCAUUGUUGUAAUAGUUUUACCACCAGGUAAAUUAGCAUAUUUAUUUUUCAUUGCCUAUUAUUUUACUUUAAUAAAACAGUUUUUUUCUUC
Molecule: messenger RNA, 1006 nt
Organism: Sciurus carolinensis (gray squirrel)
Lineage: Eukaryota; Metazoa; Chordata; Mammalia; Rodentia; Sciuridae
Product: UAP56-interacting factor-like
Exons: 4
Coding region: 348-623 (91 amino acids)
Biological process (GO): mRNA export from nucleus
Molecular function (GO): mRNA binding
Source: RefSeq, a predicted model, not a curated record